Messenger RNA from Dujonia railenensis, 936 nucleotides. NCBI's taxonomy places the organism in Eukaryota, Fungi, Ascomycota, Pichiomycetes, Serinales, Debaryomycetaceae. The record is from the annotation of a GenBank genome assembly.
AUGACUGCAAAUUUUGACGUUAUUGUUGUUGGUGGUGGUGUAGCUGGUCUCUCAGCUUGUUUAAUGCUUUCAAGGUGUGCGCUAAAGGUUCUUUGCAUCGACUCUGGCAAGCCUUGUAACAGUUCUGUUAACCAUACCCACACCUUUUUGACUCAAGAAGGUUCCUCAGCUCUGGCAAUCCGAGAUAUUAGUAGGAACCAGAUUGAACAGUAUAAGAAGGUUGAGUUCUAUUCUGGUACUGUUGAUGACAUUGAAAAGUUGAGCCCUAAUCAGUUCAAACUACGUGUGAAUGGUAAUAACUAUUUCAUCACAUCACAAAUAGUAAUUGCUAGUGGUGUAACAGAUUUAUUGGAGGAAAGCAAAAUUGCAAAUUUAGAUAAAUUUUGGGGACAUUCUGUAUCUUCUUUUGCAUUCAGUGAUGGGUAUGACUAUAAAGAUAAAAGGGCUGCUCUCAUAAAUAGCCUACCUGGGUGUGUGUCUGAGAUAGCUCCAUUAACUUCUUACUUUUCCAAAGAAUUGACCGUGAUGACGAAUGGUGGAUUUGACAAGAAUGAAUCGGACUUGAGUAUAACAAAUGAAUGUGAGAAGAAUGGCGUUGAUGUUAUUCAUAAAGAAAUCAAGUCCUUGAAUGGUCAAGGACGUAAGCUCAAAGAAGUUGAAUUUACUGAUGGCUCUAAGUUUGAACUCGAUGUCAUAUAUUAUUACCCACCCUUUAAGGUCAAUGGGGAAGAAUAUCUAAAAAAAUUAGGCGUUGAAUUCUGCCCUGAAUUGAAUUUAAUUAAAACCGAUCUGAUGCAAAAGACAAACGUACCAGGAAUCUGUGCAGCUGGGGAUGCAUGUACGAUCAUUAGAUCAAUACCUGGAUCUGUUGCACAGGGUAGUUUUGCAGGUGCUGUUAGCGCUAAGACACUUUUCGUCGAAAUGUGGAAUAAAUGA